AUGUACAACUUGUCGCUCUCCGAGCCUGGCGGGGACAAUGUGUCCUGCGGCGGCUUGACUCUGGGCUGUCCCAACGGGUCGAGCCCCGCGCCUCUGCCGCUGCCGCAGCCACUGGCGGUAGCAGUACCUGUCGUCUACGCGGUAAUCUGCGCGGUGGGACUGGCGGGCAACUCAGCGGUGUUGUACGUGCUGCUGCGCGCGCCGCGCAUGAAGACUGUCACCAACGUGUUCAUCCUCAACCUGGCUAUCGCCGACGAGCUCUUCACCCUCGUGCUGCCCAUCAACAUCGCCGACUUCCUGCUGAGGCGCUGGCCCUUCGGGGAGGUCAUGUGCAAGCUCAUCGUGGCCGUCGACCAGUACAACACAUUCUCUAGCCUCUACUUCCUCACCGUAAUGAGCGCGGACCGCUACCUGGUGGUGCUGGCUACAGCCGAGUCGCGCCGGGUGUCCGGGCGCACUUACGGUGCUGCGCGCGCUGUCAGCCUGGCGGUGUGGGCGCUAGUGACUCUGGUCGUGCUGCCCUUCGCGGUGUUCGCCCGGCUGGACGAGGAGCAGGGCCGACGCCAGUGCGUGCUGGUCUUCCCGCAGCCAGAAGCCUUCUGGUGGCGUGCCAGCCGCCUGUACACACUGGUCCUGGGCUUCGCCAUCCCGGUCUCCGCCAUCUGCGCCCUCUAUACUACCCUGCUGUGCCGGCUGCGUGCCAUCCAGCUAGAUAGCCACGCCAAAGCCCUGGACCGAGCCAAGAAGCGUGUGACCUUGUUGGUGGCGGCGAUCCUGGCUGUGUGCCUCAUCUGCUGGACGCCUUACCACCUGAGCACCAUAGUGGCGCUCACCACCGACCUGCCGCAAACGCCGCUGGUCAUUGGCAUCUCUUACUUCAUCACCAGCCUGAGCUAUGCCAACAGCUGCCUCAACCCCUUCCUCUAUGCCUUCUUGGAUGACAGCUUCCGCAGGAGCCUUCGGCAGCUGGUGUCCUGCCGUGCCGCCUGA
Peromyscus eremicus (cactus mouse) is the source of this 990-nucleotide messenger RNA. RefSeq names its product neuropeptides B and W receptor 1 (gene Npbwr1). The transcript has a single exon. Gene Ontology annotation, cellular component: neuron projection; membrane. The coding region runs from base 1 to 990 and encodes 329 amino acids. Gene Ontology annotation, biological process: neuropeptide signaling pathway. Lineage: Eukaryota; Metazoa; Chordata; Mammalia; Rodentia; Cricetidae. Gene Ontology annotation, molecular function: neuropeptide receptor activity; neuropeptide binding. The record is from RefSeq and is a predicted model, not a curated record.